AUGACUGAAUCUGCCUCUAGCACAAGUGGUCAAGAAUUUGAUGUAUUCAGUGUUAUGGACUGGAAAGAUGGAGUAGGCACGCUACCAGGAAGUGACUUAAAGUUUCGGGUAAACGAGUUUGGAGCCCUGGAAGUUAUCACAGAUGAGAGCGAGAUGGAAAAUGUUAAAAAAGCAACAGCUACCACAACUUGGAUGGUACCAACUGCUCAGGAAGCCCCGACCUCUCCCCCGAGCUCCAGGCCCGUAUUUCCACCUGCCUACUGGACAUCUCCACCUGGAUGUCCCACAGUCUUUUCAGAGAAGACUGGGAUGCCUUUCAGGUUGAAGGAUCCAGUGAAAGUAGAAGGGCUUCAAUUCUGUGAGAACUGUUGUCAGUAUGGCAAUGUAGAGGAGUGUCUUUCGGGAGGAAACUAUUGCAGCCAGAAUUGUGCCCGGCAUAUCAAAGACAAAGAUCAGAAGGAAGAAAGGGACGUAGGAGAGGACAAUGAGGAAGAAGAUCCUAAGUGUAGUCGGAAGAAGAAACCAAAAUUAUCUCUGAAAGCUGACUCCAAGGAGGAUGGAGAAGAUCGGGAUGAUGAAAUGGAAAACAAACAAGAUGGAAGAAUCCUGAGGGGUUCGCAGAGAGCCCGAAGGAAAAGGCGAGGUGAUUCGACUGUAAUAAAGCAGGGCUUGCCUCCUAAGGGAAAGAAAGCCUGGUGCUGGGCGUCCUACCUGGAAGAGGAAAAAGCUGUGGCAGUGCCAGCAAAGCUGUUCAAGGAGUAUCAAUCCUUUCCAUAUAACAAAAAUGGGUUUAAAGUUGGCAUGAAAUUAGAAGGUGUGGACCCCGAGCAUCAGUCCGUGUACUGUGUCCUCACUGUGGCUGAGGUGUGUGGAUAUCGGAUAAAACUGCACUUUGAUGGAUAUUCUGAUUGCUAUGACUUCUGGGUAAACGCGGAUGCUCUCGAUAUUCACCCGGUUGGGUGGUGUGAGAAAACUGGCCACAAACUCCAUCCUCCAAAAGGUUAUAAAGAAGAAGAAUUUAAUUGGCAGACCUAUCUAAAGACAUGCAAAGCCCAAGCUGCUCCCAAGUCAUUAUUUGAAAAUCAGAAUAUAACAGUGAUCCCAUCAGGCUUUCGAGUUGGAAUGAAGCUUGAAGCCGUAGACAAAAAGAAUCCUGCGUUCAUCUGUGUUGCUACGGUGACAGAUAUGGUGGACAAUCGUUUCCUGGUACAUUUUGACAACUGGGAUGAGAGCUAUGACUAUUGGUGUGAAGCAUCGAGCCCACACAUUCAUCCAGUCGGGUGGUGUAAAGAACAUAGAAGGACACUCAUUACUCCUCCAGGUUAUCCAAAUGUGAAACAUUUUUCUUGGGAUAAAUACUUAGAAGAAACCAAUUCUUUACCUGCCCCUGCAAGAGCUUUCAAAGUGAAACCUCCACAUGGAUUCCAGAAAAAAAUGAAGCUUGAAGUCAUAGACAAGAGAAAUCCUAUGUUUAUUAGAGUAGCAACAGUUGCAGACACGGAUGAUCACCGAAUAAAAGUUCACUUUGACGGCUGGAACAGCUGCUAUGAUUACUGGGUAGAUGCGGAUUGCCCUGAUAUUCACCCUGUGGGCUGGUGUUCAAAAACCGGGCAUCCUCUUCAGCCUCCUUUGAGCUCCUUAGAAUUAAUGGAAGCUUCAGAACAUGGCGGAUGUUCAACCCCAGGAUGUAAAGGGAUUGGUCAUUUUAAGAGAGUGAGACACCUGGGCCCUCACAGUGCUGCCAACUGUCCCUAUUCAGAAAUCAAUUUGAAUAAAGACCGAAUUUUCCCAGACCGCUUAAGUGGUGAGAUGCCUCCGGCUAGUCCAUCAUUUCCAAGAAAUAAAAGGGCAGACACAAAUGAAAUCUCUUCAUCUCCUGAAAUCAGAGACCAGCAUCCUGAUGAUGUCAAAGAAGACUUUGAAGAGAGAACAGAAAGUGAAAUGAGGACAUCACAUGAAGCCAGAGGUGCCCGGGAAGAACCUAGCCUACAACAAGCACAGCGCCGGUCAGCUGUCUUUCUGUCCUUUAAAUCACCAAUUCCAUGUCUGCCCUUGCGCUGGGAGCAGCAGAGCAAACUUCUCCCCACCGUAGCUGGAAUUCCUGCCAGUAAAGUUUCCAAAUGGAGCACAGAUGAGGUGUCAGAAUUCAUACAAAGCUUACCUGGCUGUGAAGAACACGGAAAGGUAUUUAAAGAUGAACAAAUUGAUGGAGAAGCCUUUCUGCUCAUGACCCAAACAGACAUUGUUAAAAUUAUGAGCAUUAAGUUGGGACCUGCUCUCAAAAUUUUCAAUUCUAUCCUGAUGUUCAAAGCUGCAGAGAAGAACUCUCACAAUGAACUUUGA
Messenger RNA from Puma concolor (puma), 2343 nucleotides. The record is from RefSeq and is a predicted model, not a curated record. Lineage: Eukaryota; Metazoa; Chordata; Mammalia; Carnivora; Felidae.